AUGAGUGACUCGCGCGUGCAGGACAGUCAGUCCUGGCCUCCCGGCUCUGUCUGGCUGAACGAGAAACUGGAUGGUGAUGACGAACUUAUUCUGCGGCCCCAGCCAACAGAGGACCCGAACAACCCUCUCAAUUGGCCAUCAUGGCGCAAGUAUGUCAACUUCGGCUUCGCCUGUCUAUGGGACUUGUUGAUCACGGAAUUCCUCUGCGCGGCAACUCCCACAUGGGGCCCGAUGCACCGGGAGCUAGGCUUCAGCUGGGCAAUACUGAACGAUUCCUAUGCUGCCGGUUGUGGCUGCUUGGGGAUUGGCGCGAUCCUUCUCACCCCGUUAUCGCUGAAGUUCGGACGUCGGCCGCUCUAUCUGCUGAGUGCCCUCGUUACCUUUGGCGUCAGUAUUUGGAGCGCUAAGAUGCAGACCGUGGCCGAUCUGAUGCUGGUCAAUGUCUUGUCCUGCUUAUUUGGCGCACUGUCCGAGGUCAUUGUCCAAAUGACGAUCGCCGACAUGUUUUUCGUGCACCAGCGUGGGCUUAUGAAUGCAAUUUUCGUCUGGGUUAGCCAGAUCGGCUCCUCCUUGGGAGGGCUGGCCGCGGGCUAUAUCACCGACUCUCAGGGUUGGAGAUGGGUGUGGUGGUGGAAUGUCAUCUGUUUCGGCGCCCUUUUCGCCGGUCUCCUCCUGCUUUGCGAGGAGACCAAAUACGUGCCAGUGCUCAAUCAGUCAAGCGCGGAGGAUGUGACCAUUUCUGCGGUGCCAGACAAGGUACCGACAACGGAUUCCUCCUCGAUCAAAAAGAAAGACCCGGAAGAGGCACGCUACACCAUCCAUAACAGACCCGUCAUUGACGCUAACAUACCUCGAAAAAGCUACUGGCAACGUCUCUCGCUGUCCGCGAGGUCUCCUGGAGGCUUCAGAACCUUUGGGCGUCACAUGUUUCAACCAUUCGUCCUCAUAACAUGUUUCCCCGGUAUCCUUUAUGUCGCGCUGUCAUACGGUGUGCUGGUCGCCUUGCAAAAUGCUCAGAGUACAACGCUGUCCAGUAGAUUAACAGAACCUCCCUACAAUUUCUCCUCCAGUGGCAUCGGCCUUAUAGGCUUGGCCCCGUUUGUUGGUGUUACCAUUGGCUCGUUCAUUGUAGGGGAGGUCAGUGAUCGGUGGAUUGUUCACCUUGCCCGUCGGAACAAUGGCAUCUACGAGCCCGAGACGCGUUUGUGGUUGAUUAUACCCUUUCUGCCCCUGGUUCUUGCGGGCUCAUUGCUUUUCGGAUAUAGCAUCGACAAGGGUCUCCCCUGGCCGCUCGUGGCUGUUGGAAAUGGUCUGGCCAGUGCCGGCGUGGCUACGGUUCAGACCGUGAUACUCACCUACCUUUCGGACUCUUACUAUGAUGUGAUUGGAGACGCCUUGGUUGGGGUCACAUUUGUUCGGAACUCUGUCAGCACCAUUUUUGUCUUUGCUCUGGACCCUUGGUUUGCCGUCAACGGCAUCUCGAAUGUCAUCCUCGCCAUCACACUUAUUGCCACCUUCUGUCUGUCGUUUGCUGCGGUCUUGCUCAAAUGGGGCAAGCAGUUCCGUAUCCAUACCGCGGCCCAAUAUGCCGAGUAUUCGUUGAAGCAAGCCCGUGUGUAG
Talaromyces atroroseus is the source of this 1620-nucleotide messenger RNA. RefSeq lists its product as hypothetical. The record is from RefSeq and is a predicted model, not a curated record. NCBI's taxonomy places the organism in Eukaryota, Fungi, Ascomycota, Eurotiomycetes, Eurotiales, Trichocomaceae. Gene Ontology annotation, molecular function: transmembrane transporter activity. Gene Ontology annotation, biological process: transmembrane transport. The transcript is spliced from 2 exons. Bases 1 to 1620 code for a protein of 539 amino acids.